This is a messenger RNA of Fukomys damarensis (Damara mole-rat), 492 nucleotides long. RefSeq names its product olfactory receptor 4C13-like. Gene Ontology annotation, cellular component: membrane. Gene Ontology annotation, biological process: G protein-coupled receptor signaling pathway. The record is from RefSeq and is a predicted model, not a curated record. NCBI's taxonomy places the organism in Eukaryota, Metazoa, Chordata, Mammalia, Rodentia, Bathyergidae. Gene Ontology annotation, molecular function: G protein-coupled receptor activity. The annotation marks the transcript as partial. The transcript has a single exon.
AUGGAUCACCCCGUGCCCCCCAAUAAUGUUACUGAAUUUAUUCUCUUGGGACUCACACAGAAUCCACACUUGCAGAAAAUACUCUUCCUUGUCUUUUUGUUCAUCUUCUUAUUUACUGUGCUGGCCAAUUUGCUUGUGGUCAUCACCAUCUCCCUCAGCCCCAGCCUGUCUGCUCCCAUGUACUUCUUCCUCACUUACCUGUCCCUCAUAGAUGCCUCCUACACCUCCGUCACCACCCCUAAAAUGCUCAUCGACCUGCUCUACCGGAGGAGGACCAUCUCCCUGGGUGGCUGUCUGACCCAGCUCUUCGUGGAGCACUUCCUGGGUGGCUCGGAGAUCAUCCUCCUCAUCAUCAUGGCCUACGACCGCUACGUGGCCAUCUGCAAGCCCCUGCACUACACGACCAUCAUGCGUCAGGGACUCUGUCGCCUAUUGGUGGUGGUAGCCUGGAUCGGUGGGGUCCUGCAUGCCGCUGUGCAAAUUCUUUUCAUG